UCUUCUUUUUUUUUCCUGUAAUAGACAUGAUCAAAUUCAUUUUUCUUUUUUUCAUUUCUCUUGUCAAUGCUUCAGUUUAUGUCACAAUUACAAACGAAACAUUUGAAGACAGACCAGCAGUAUUUGGACCUCGGAUAUCGUCCAAUGGGAAAAUGGGGUACGUCGUUGAACCCUCAGAUGACCCCACAGGCUGUGGGAUUGUUCAACCACCUUGUUCAGACUGGAUCGCACUUGUGAAACGUGGUGGUUGUUCAUUUAUCACCAAAGUGAGGUACAUGCAAAAAAGUGGAGCAGUUGCAGUCAUUGUGGGUGAUGCUGAGAACCCUGGAUGGAUCACGAUGUAUUCUCCUGGUGAUACGUCUGAUGUCUCUAUUCCAAGUGUGUUUGUAGCCAAAGACGAAUAUACAAAACUAUUGCAAAUGUCGAAACUGUUAGGCACACCUAUGAUGUCUGUUCUCCAACGACAAGACACAUCAAUACCUUGGCCAUGGGUGGAUAUUGUGAUGAUUUUGUUUUUGGUACCUGCAGUCAUGGUGUUCUUUGUGUUCAUAUUCUGGAAAAUAAGACAAAAGAUCAUGCGAAAAAGAGAAUUAGCGCCUGUUUCUGUAGUGUCGAAAUUAGCUGUCAAAGUGUUUAGUGAAGAAGAAAAGAAAAUAAGCGAUGAAAAAGUAGAGCAGGGAGAAGAAGAAGAAGGUGAAAGUUGUGCUAUUUGUCUAGAAGAAUAUGGUGUGGGUGAUGAAUUAAGACUUUUACCUUGUCAUCACCAAUUUCACACGCUUUGUGUGGAUGCAUGGCUAACCACUCAGAAAAAACUGUGUCCUAUCUGUAAACGAGAUAUUACUUGCAAUUUAACGACUGAAAUCACACCGCUUCUUUUAGAGUCUGGCUAUGCUUAGAAUUCUUUUGUAAUCAUUUUUUUUGUACAUAUAUCAUUUCUUUACGUAAUAUUAAUAAUAGAAAUCUCUCUUUCUCUCUUGUCCUUUUGGGAAAUAUACUUUUAAAAAAGGAGACUAUAAACAGACUCCUUAAAUACAACAAAGCUCCC
This is a messenger RNA of Gilbertella persicaria, 1045 nucleotides long. RefSeq lists its product as uncharacterized. The record is from RefSeq and is a predicted model, not a curated record. The transcript has 5 exons. Lineage: Eukaryota; Fungi; Mucoromycota; Mucoromycetes; Mucorales; Choanephoraceae. The coding region runs from base 27 to 896 and encodes 289 amino acids.